UUUAGCAGAUUAAACGAACGAAGCUCGCGCGGCACCGGAUAUGACGCCACGGCACGCAAGUGUUUUUAAAAAAGCGGCGGAUACAUUCACACAACUUCACGAAUUCGUGAUCUUCGCAUCGAUUUUAGAAGCUUAUGGACUCAUAUCGAUGAUAUCGGAAGUAGUCUCGUGAGCUGUUCCACGGUACCAAACCAAUGCAGCCACAGCAGUUUUCAAAGGAGCGAGGACUCUUUGGUAAACUCUCUCCGGGGACGAGAAAACUAGAGGGCAAGACUUUCUAUCUGGACAAUGUAAAGAGACACUCAACUGCCCUGCUUUUGGAGGCUGUGUCUCUGCUAGGAGGGAAGAUUGAGAGUUUCUUGCACAAGGACGUCAGCUUUGUUGUAACUGGAAGUCAAGGGCGUCUGAAGGAGAAAAAUGGCAUUGAAACCAGAGAAGAAGCCAGUAAAGGAAGUCAGCUUCUGACGAGAGAUCAGAAGAACGGCCUCAACAAUGAUAAGCUUCCAACAAAACCCUCUAAAUCUAUGGCUUGUGCGAGCCGUGGGAAAGCUCUGCUUGAAAAAGCGAUCCGCAACAAUGAGCGGCUACGUGGGAGCAGCGUCCUGUCGGAUGCUCGAUCCUGGGGCGUAAAGAUCCUUUAUGUGGAUGAUGUCCUUGUAUGUCUGAAACAGUUGACUCGAGAGAGCUUCAGUCCUAAACACAAAAGGAUAGAGAAAACUUCCACCAAACAAAGACAUCCAGCUGUCAAAGCUGCAGCUUUGAGGACUCCUUAUCUUAAAAUCGAAGACUUAAGCAGGAGAUACCGGCCUCUGCAUGUGCAGUCCAUGGCGUUUCCUGCCCUGUUCUACUCGGGCCGAUACAGUCCGUUUGAGCCGCCUCCUCCUCCUCAGUUUGACAAACAGCCAGAACAUGAAAACAGUAAAACAAGAAGUGUAAAGAAAAUCGUAACCAAAGCUCAGGACAAAUCUCCAGUCGGGGUCUUUUGUAACCCUUCACCGUGGCGGCCUCGUAAAAAGGACCAGUCGUACUGCGAGUGCUGCUGCGAAACCUUCACCAAUUUGGAGGAGCAUCUGCAGUCGGAUCAGCAUCGCUCGUUUGUGCUGAAUCCCUUAAACUACAGAACGAUAGAUCAGCUCGUGGCUGAAAUGUCUCCAGGAUUCGACCCCAGUCCGGCAGAAGAAACCCCAAAAAGACCAUCGACUCCUCUUCCUCUGGAUAAUGUCCGUGAACUGGAUCCUCUGACCGAUGCAGAGAUGGAGCGUGCUGUUCGGGCCCUGCAGAGUCGAGGUUCUUCCCCAACUGCUGAUGAUUCCAUCCCCACUGGAAUCCCUCUUUUCUGCGGUUCUCCGUCACUUUUUACUUUUGAAAAUCAAACCACUCCGCCGGUUUUCCAACCCGAGGCGAACCGGCAGCACCCGGACCUUCUGGAGCCUCGCGCGUCGAGCCCGGUCAUGCCUGUUCUGACACCAGAACCGCGAGUCAAAGAACUCACGUAUCAGCGAAUGGAAAACCAGCCCUCGGACCCCUACGCCUUCCCUCCAGUUCUCAGCCCACAAAUCCCAGAUUCCCCGGACGCCAUGGAAGCACGAAGUCCUUACCCAGAACCUCCUGUUCUCAGUCCUCAAAAGUUCCCGUCUUUGGCCGAACUAACUUAUGAAACGAACGUUCCAGAUCAAACCGUUCCUCAGCCCAGCCCUCCAGAGAAACGGGUUCUGUUUGGGUCCGACGGACUCUUUGGUUUCAACAGCAGCUUCAGGCGUCGGUCAAACUCUCUCCCUAAGCAGUCGCCCAGAAAGCGCUGCAGAGCGGUCAGUUCUGGUCACAGCCACCGGAAGAGGCGGAGGACGGCGUCGCUUGGAGACGACGGUCGGUGGUCUGAGCUGAAACCUCAACAAGGCUGUUUUUUAUUUGACGACGUCUCCUAUCAAACUCCGACCAACCCCUUCUCCACAUUCACUGAGUUUGGUGGCUCAUCCUCUAAAGUUCCUUCUUUAAAUCAAAUCGACUCUGGAAACGAUCAGCUUUCAUGGCUUCUGUCCUCCAAAGCCGCCAUCUUUGGCAGACCUCACGCCGCCGCGGCCUCCCUGUCCACCUCCAUCUGCAUCGAGCCGGCCCUCAUCCCCGACCCGACCGAGCUCUCGCCUUCGUCCUCGGACUCGGACUGGGACUGCAACCUGCUGACGCGCCUCGACCAAACCCCGGUCCCGACGCCCUCCGAGCACGGCUGCGCGCUGGACGCAGAGCUGCUCCACCGGCCGUGUCCGUGGAUGCACGACACCAGCUACGAGUCGCAUCUGCACACCGUGCUUCAGCCCUCAAACCCGGCGGCGUGCGGCGAGGACGUGGAGCCCUCAGCUUUCAGCAGGACUGUAGUCCAGGUUGUUGAAGUGCAACACUAGGAGAACUUCUUCUUCUUUAACACAAUAAAGGCCAGCACUUCAUUUAAAUCAGCAUUUCUUACAUUCAUUUAUGAUUGUUUUUGGUUCUUAUCCUCCUCCAAACAACACUCAGUGUUUGUGCUGACUGCAGCCGUUCACCAGCUCUGUCUGGUGGGGGGGGGUGCUGAGAAUUUAAUGAGGUUUUUCUGAAAGGAGGCAUUAUUCAAUUACCGUAAGUGCUGCGCCUGGAUCCCAUCCCGUGCGUUGAUGGCCGCCGGCCGUAGAGAUAAACCGUCAAAGUCAACCGGCUCUUC
This is a messenger RNA of Oryzias melastigma (Indian medaka), 2692 nucleotides long. RefSeq lists its product as uncharacterized. The transcript is spliced from 12 exons. Gene Ontology annotation, molecular function: protein serine/threonine kinase activator activity; nucleic acid binding; zinc ion binding. The record is from RefSeq and is a predicted model, not a curated record. Lineage: Eukaryota; Metazoa; Chordata; Actinopteri; Beloniformes; Adrianichthyidae. Bases 195 to 2399 code for a protein of 734 amino acids. Gene Ontology annotation, biological process: regulation of cell cycle phase transition; positive regulation of nuclear cell cycle DNA replication. Gene Ontology annotation, cellular component: nucleus; Dbf4-dependent protein kinase complex.